Cyclopterus lumpus (lumpfish) is the source of this 2142-nucleotide messenger RNA. RefSeq names its product TatD DNase domain containing 2 (gene tatdn2). The transcript is spliced from 6 exons. Lineage: Eukaryota; Metazoa; Chordata; Actinopteri; Perciformes; Cyclopteridae. Gene Ontology annotation, molecular function: hydrolase activity, acting on ester bonds. Bases 1 to 2142 code for a protein of 713 amino acids. The record is from RefSeq and is a predicted model, not a curated record.
AUGGACAGCAGCAAAAAGAAGUUGACGUUUAAGUGGCUACGAACUGCAAUCACCUCGCCCACAAAUCUUCAGGGGAGAGAUGCUGGAUUAGGCACACCCUCUCGCUGGAAUGAAUCGCUGAUUGACGAUUCAAAUACUUUGCCGCUCAGUGACUCUCCAGGACCGGAUGGCCUUGGAGCAUUGAGUCUAGACACUCCCAAGAGAAAAGCAGGAGCGCUAUGUGAAAGCACGCCAUCUUUAGGCAAAGUUAAGCUGAGGAGGCUUUCAAGGGAAAAUUCUGAACAUUUCAUAACUUCAAAGGAGAAACCUAUGGACAACUCAUCCAAGCAGCUGGAAUCCACAGAGAGCCAGGUAGUAUCAUCACCUCCACCUCACUCCUUCCUCAUGAGAAAGAAAGAGAGGACACCCAUGGAGAGAUCAAAGGCUAUCUACAGCAAGGCUGUGGUUGCAACCAUUGGCAACACAAGACCAAGAGGCAACACUACUAGUAUCCCCAGGCCUUUGCCAUUUGAGUCUUCACCAGUGAAGACUGAAGCACCAACUCGCAUAACAGACAGGGAUAUUAUUAAGUGUUCCUCGAUCAAAGCUGAGAACAGCUCUGAGGACAGCAACACUGUCCAGGAAGAACAGUGGUCUCCCCUUCAGGUGUUUGAGGACAUUGAAUCCCAAGAUGACGACUCAAAGCUAAAAACAGACGGAAGGACUGUUGUGCUAAAAGGAGAGGAUUCUCCCAAGAGUUUUGUUGUUUCAAACUCUGUGUUUGUAGAAACAACCUCUCAAGUCCAAUCCAUUGCUCCAGAAAAUGGACCAGAAGCCAAGUGCUGUGACUCGUACCUCCCAGCCCUGGAUAACAUAGAUGAUACUUCGCCUCGUUUCACGAUUCAACAGAAAGGCCCUUUUGACAGCCAACAAUGGAAAAGUCCUUCAGUGUAUACCCAGAAAGCUACAACUUCAUCUUUCACCUUUUCAUCCCCCAAUGACAGCACUGGGGUCAUCCAGGCAGCUGCAGUGGACAAGGAUUGGCCUUUCUCACUGUCGCAGGGGAAUGUUUUUGUCUCAUUAAAGCAGCCCCACCCAACAAACAUGGCCCCUUCUCAUGCAUCCAAAAUUCAGACUGAGAAUGUCUGCUUUUCCGCCAACAUUAUGGCCUAUAGGGACCCCUUUGCGCUGCCACUACACUCAAAAAAAGCAACCCCACGCAGGCAGUCAGAUGUUGGUGCUUCCAUGCAUCACUCCCCCUUCUCCUUUACUCAUGGUGCGACUCCUAAAAGAAGAUUAUCACUUGGAGCAGAACCUAUGUCAACCAGUUACCCCUCCCUGAACCAUCAGGUUGGUUUUAUAGACACACACUGCCAUAUAGACAUGCUCUAUGGAAAGCUUGGCUUCAGCGGGACAUUCCACAGCUUUCUAAAUCACUACAAAAGGAGCUUUCCCCCAGAGUUUAGAGGCUGCAUUGCAAACUUCUGCAACCCAAAGACCAUGGUUAAGGAGGCCCUGUGGGAAGGUUUGCUCUCCGAAGACAUGGUGUGGGGGGCAUUUGGGUGCCACCCCCACUUUGCCACAGAUUACUCCUGUGCCCAGGAGCACGAUAUACUGAUGGCUAUGCGGCACCCAAAAGCUGUAGCAUUUGGUGAGAUAGGCCUGGACUACUCCCACAAGAACUCCACAAACCACUCCAAGCAAAAAGAGGUGUUUGAGCGCCAGCUGCGUCUCGCUGUGGCCAUGCAGAAGCCUCUGGUCAUCCACUGUAGGGACGCAGAUGAUGACCUUUUUGAAAUAAUGAAGAAGUGUGUCCCGAGGGAAUACAAAAUUCACAGGCACUGUUUCACAAACAGUUACCCCGUGAUUGAGCCCUUCCUAACAGAGUUCCCCAACCUGUAUGUGGGUUUCACAGCCCUCAUCACAUACUUCAAGGCCACCGAGGCCCGAGAAGCUGUCCGCCAGAUCCCUCUGAACCGCAUUGUGUUGGAGACGGACGCACCAUAUUUCCUGCCAAGACAGGUGAGGAAAGAUGUCUGCCGGUUUUCACACCCUGGUAUGGGCAUUCAUACCCUGCAGGAGCUGAGCUUUCUGAAGGGAGAAGACAUGGCCACGGUUCUCGCCACCGUCCGACACAACACCACUCAAGUCUACGGCGUAUGA